Lineus longissimus is the source of this 1844-nucleotide messenger RNA. RefSeq names its product inner ear-specific collagen-like. Gene Ontology annotation, molecular function: protein binding. The transcript is spliced from 3 exons. The coding region runs from base 149 to 979 and encodes 276 amino acids. NCBI's taxonomy places the organism in Eukaryota, Metazoa, Nemertea, Pilidiophora, Heteronemertea, Lineidae. The record is from RefSeq and is a predicted model, not a curated record.
AACACUGGGCCGCCCAAUAGCGCGCCAGUAAAACACCAACUGUUAAAAGUUGCAAUCAAUACGGUACAUCAGGGAGGAAUGACGGGACAGUGAUACGUGGCAAGACAAGGAACAAACAAGUUGUGAGAAUUAACACCAAGCGUGUAGGAUGAAGAUUUACAAGUUUCAGAUCAUAACAUUCCUGUCCCUGUGCCUGCUGACAAUGGGAGGAAUGGGCAUCACCAACGUCCUAGGGAACAUCUUAGGACCGGAUGGCAAAACUGACAAGGACACCCGAGACAAGUCCUGCAUCAGCGACGCGUGUAAAUGUUUCCAAGGGCCUGCGGGGGCACCAGGGGUACCUGGUGUGCCUGGGAUGCAUGGAUCAAGGGGAAGAGACGGAUCAAAGGGAGAGAGGGGGGAAUUCGGACAGCCUGGUUUACCAGGUGACGUAGGUGGACCUGGUCAGGCCGGCAUCCGCGGCAAGAAGGGAAACAAGGGUGACAAAGGCGAUGCUGGUGCGCAAGGCUACAUGGGCAACAAAGGGGAACCUGGCAACUCUGGUUACAACGGCCUCAAGGGGGCCAAGGGAGAGCCUGGGCAGAGUGCAGGUGCAAAGAUCGCCUUCUCCGCUAGUAGAGGAAAGAAAUUAGGACCAGAACCUCAGGAUACUGUUGUAGAAUUUGAUAAGAUUUUUUCAAAUGUCGGUGACGGAUUCGAUGUGCACACGUCGCAUUUCGUUUGCCGUCAUAACGGAACUUAUAUUUUCAUGACGCAUAUUCUUGGCCAGGAUACGCGGGAUGCUUUCGCAUGGAUUAUGGUAAAUAAGAAUCAUCAGUUACCGCUGCAUGGAGAUGGACGUGCGGGGUACGGGACUGGAAGUAACACGAUCAUUCUUCACCUCAAUGUGGACGAUCAUGUCUGGAUACAGCUGAAUAAGAAUUCAGCACUUUUGAACGAUUAUUCCACUUUUUCUGGGUAUCUAAUUUUUGAGGAUUAGCUAGGGAAUAUGAUAGUUUGUAUUGUUGAAACGAGAUUUGGGGAUAAAUCAUUAAAUCCUGAAUGAAAACAUAAUAAAAAGAGGCAAUAAAGUGAAAAACAGGACAAUGCGUUGAAAUCCUAAAAUCUUGUUUAGUGUCGAUGGAAUUUCUAUAGAAACAAGAAACACAGAAUAGGAAGUAAAUGGAAUUUAAGCUAUUAUGUGUAUUUGUGGACAUGGAGCAUCAAAUAUCUACAAGAAUUUAUAAACUUUGGCCAGCACUAUCUGUACAGCACUUUUUUCAAAUGUGUUGUGUGAAUUCUAGUAUUUUAAAGGAAUAUGUUGUCGUACAUGUGUCAUUCAGUCUUUUUCAAUCAAAAUUAUAUACAUAUUCUCGUCGUCGUGCUAUGAAGUCAGUGUAUGUAAAUUUGUAACACAACAGAAUGAUUCACCUCCACGAUGUCAUUCAAAACUGCAACUAAGCAGGUGAAAAGCUCGCUGGACAGCUUGGCAAAGAGAUAGAAAUAGGACACCAUUGAAUAAAAGGUGAUAAUGGACGUGGAAGGAGGACACUUCAUUGUGUUUGUAUAGCUACAUUGUGGUAACAGAAUCAAGUGCGUCUCGUUGGGUCACUUUCUGACCCGACUCUGGGGUAGUCACGCAAGGGAUGGGAGUAUGGAGUAGCCCAGAGCAGAGGGUGAUUUCUAUUGCAUCCUGCAGUUUUUAUUUAUGAAAGAAUCUCGUGCAAGAAUUUUAUGCGACACGUAUGAUUCUUUGACUCUUGGUAUGCAAAUCAAACCUUCAUGAAGAUUUCUUUUGUACAGAAUGUUGCCUUGCAAUAAUCAUGUGUCAGUGUGGAAAAAAUAAAAAUCUUUUUAAAAAGGAA